AUGUUUGACUACAUUUACCGUCUUUUGACUAGGUUAUCGGGAGGAAAGUCGCGCAAGGAGGAAACAGCUAUGGUCCCAGACGAAGUCCGCCUCCACAUCAUCAUAGUCGGCGCAGGCCUCAGCGGCCUCGCGACGGCUAUAUCCUGCGCUACAUCAGGUCAUACAGUCGAGGUUAUUGAGCAAGCCAAGGAGCUCGCCGAGGUCGGAGCAGGCCUCCAAAUAACCCCCAACGCUUCCCGCCUUUUCCACCACUGGCGCCUUCCAUCAUCGCUCUGGCAAUCCGCCGCCGAACCAACAGCUUUAACCGUCCACAAAUACACCGGCCAAAUCCUCGCCCACGAAGACCAAUUCCACACCAACAUCCGCACAAAGUACCAAGCCCCCUUCAUCGACCUCCACCGCGUCGACCUCCAACAGGCGCUCUUUGCCCGCGCGCAAGAGCUCGGCGUGAAAUUCCACCUCAACGAACGGGUCGACCGGCUCGAUUUCGACGCCACCACUGUCUACACGCUCUCCGGGAAAACGUACCGUGGCAAUCUCAUCGUCGCAGCGGACGGGCUCUGGUCGAAAUGUCGGGAGUGCUACGAGGGGAGGAAGGACGAUCCUCUACCGACAGGCGAUUUGGCGUAUCGGAUUGUGCUCAGGGCGGAGGAGAUCACGGACCCGAAACUGCGGGCUUGGGUUGAGAACCCAGAGUGUCAUUUCUGGGUUGGGCCCGGGGCACAUGCCGUAGCUUAUUCGUUGCGUGGAGGUAGGAUGUUUAAUAUUGUGCUUCUUGUGCCGGAUAAUCUGCCCCCCGGGGUGUCGAGGCAGGAGGGAAGUGUGGAGGAGAUGAAGGCGCUUUUUGAGGGGUGGGAUCCUGUGUUGAAUCAAUUCCUCAGUUAUGUCGACACUGUCGACAAAUGGAAGCUGAUGCAUCACGGUGAAAUGGAAUCCUGGAUUAAUGACAAAUCCAACCUCGUCUUCAUCGGCGACUCCUGUCACCCAAUGCUUCCCUACCUAGCUCAAGGCGCAAACUCAUCUCUCGAGGACGGUGCCGUCCUCGGCGGCCUUCUAGGCCACUUGAAGAGUAAAUCACAGCUCCCGGAGGUUCUCCGCCUAUACGAGAGCUUGAGAAAGUCAAGAGGCGAGGCGAUUGUUAAGGAGACGUUUAAGCAGAGAAACGAUUUCCACAUGUACAACGGACCCGAGCAGGAAACGAGAGAUGAGAUUUUCUUGUCGCAGUUGGGGAAGGAGAUUAAAGGAGCGUUUCCUAGUCGAUGGACGUGUCCUGAGGUGCAGCCCUGGUUGUAUGGGUACGAUGCGCUGCAGGAGGUGGAGAAGGCUGUGGGGCAGAAUCCGGAGUUGUUUUCGAAGAAGAAGGCGAAUCUAUAG
Molecule: messenger RNA, 1374 nt
Organism: Aspergillus bombycis
Lineage: Eukaryota; Fungi; Ascomycota; Eurotiomycetes; Eurotiales; Aspergillaceae
Product: putative monooxygenase
Exons: 8
Coding region: 1-1374 (457 amino acids)
Biological process (GO): secondary metabolite biosynthetic process
Molecular function (GO): monooxygenase activity; FAD binding
Source: RefSeq, a predicted model, not a curated record